AUGGGUGGAGGCGACCUCAACAUGAAGAAGUCGUGGCAUCCGCUCCUGCAGGUCAACCAGGAGCGCGUGUGGAAGCGCGAAAAGGAAGCCCUCGACGAGCGCAAGAAGCUUGAGGAGCUCCGUCGAGAGCGGGAACAGGAGCGCGAGAUGCAAGAGCUACAACGGCUACAGGAGGAGGCAGGAGGAAAGAAGCGCGUCGACCGCGUCGAUUGGAUGUACGCCACGCCCGCUACCACCGGCUCCAACUCGGCCGCCGAAAUGGAGGAUUACCUGUUGGGAAAGAAGCGCGUAGACAAGCUACUCCAAGGAGACGAGAACAAGGAGGUGUCCAAGACCACACAGAAGGGUCCUAUAUCGCUGCAGAAUGCAAAUUCGGCGCGAGAUCUUGCUGCCAAGGUGCGCGAAGAUCCUAUGCUCGCCAUCAAGCAGCAGGAGCAAGCAGCCUACGAGGCCCUGCUCCGCGAUCCGGCCAGAUUGCGGCAGCUCAAGAUGCAGGCCGGCAUUGAUGUGGACUCGGAGACCAAAGAAGAGAGACGCCGGAGGAAGGAGCACAAGAGUCGCAGGCACGACCGCGACGAACACCGUCGGCACGACUCGUCUCGCAGCGAGCAGCGUUCGCAUCGUCAUCGAGACGAACAAAGUCACAGUGACCGACAUUCCAGCCGUCGCGAGUCCGACCACUCACAUCGUCGCGACCGAAGAGACGAUCACGGAUCAUCAAAGAGGCACCGAGAGGAAGACCGUCGUGAACGUCGUUACACGGACGACCGAGAUCGACCGCGCGAGCAUCGGCCGCGCGAUCCGGAGGACUCUCGUACAACUUUACGCGGAAGGUACGACCGUACAGACCGAAGGAGGGAUGACGCCGGAUCUCAAAGAACUCCUCCUCCUCGCAGUGUCAGUCGUAGCCGCUCUCCCCCAGCGCGCAACUCUUACAGUGAUCGUCCUCGGCCCUCGUCCUGGACCCGACCGCCAACCAACGGAUCGACGCGCGAUCAGGAACAAGAUGACAAGCGUAGGGAAGAGAUCCGCCGGCAAAGAUUGCGAGAGAUGGAACAGAAUGCAAAGUCGAUGCAGCAAGAGAGGAGCUCCUACGUCUCCAAGAUCAAUGAAGAAGAAGCACAGCAGGAGCGCAGGGAGGCCGAGCUACGGCAAAAGCUCAUCGACGCACGCUCCAAAGGUCAUGGCGAUGGCAAAGGUGGCUUCCUCAUGGACCAGCAGCGCAAGACAUUCGAUGAUGGCGUGGAUCUAGCAGAACGUAUGAGGAGGGACAGAGGAAGGUUGCAGCGCAUGGAUUGA
This is a messenger RNA of Pseudozyma hubeiensis SY62, 1299 nucleotides long. RefSeq lists its product as hypothetical. The record is from RefSeq and is a predicted model, not a curated record. Gene Ontology annotation, biological process: mRNA splicing, via spliceosome. Gene Ontology annotation, cellular component: U2-type spliceosomal complex. Bases 1 to 1299 code for a protein of 432 amino acids. The transcript has a single exon. NCBI's taxonomy places the organism in Eukaryota, Fungi, Basidiomycota, Ustilaginomycetes, Ustilaginales, Ustilaginaceae.